Messenger RNA from Astrephomene gubernaculifera, 584 nucleotides. NCBI's taxonomy places the organism in Eukaryota, Viridiplantae, Chlorophyta, Chlorophyceae, Chlamydomonadales, Astrephomenaceae. The record is from the annotation of a GenBank genome assembly.
GCGACCCAACGAAGUAUUUGUAAGCCGAACUCGUUGAUCACUUUUUAGCAUGCCUUUCCUAAUUGUUAGACGACCAGCAUAGUGACUUUAACGCAACAUGACAACAGUUGGCUUGCGAUACCCCAAUUCAUCGACGGUUGCACCUGGCGCAACCGCGCCCGGGCAAGUUAGCAUAUCAGGGUUAACCACGGACGGCAGAGCGGUUCUCAACUUUCCGCUUGUUACAAGCACAGGCGUCUUUCCCGACAACUACCUGCCCGCGUUAGAAGGUCGCCUUCCAUGUGAGGUCUAUAAAGACAUCCUCGCCCAUCUAAACAGCGCAGCCGGCAGCUUCAAGACCUCCCGCCUGCGCUGCGUGCUCAACGCGUUGUGCAUCCUCUGCACCGGUGGACUCGCUGGGCCCCUCUGGGUGCUGCCCAACACAUAUCGGCGUCACAGCAAGCGCGAGGCCGCCCUGCAGGCCGCCAUCCGCCGCCUCAACGCCCGCUACGGGCCGCCGCUGGGGCUGAACCUGCGGCGCAAUGCGGAGGGGGAGGCGGUGCUGCAGGCCAAGGGGGUGCGGCGCGGGCUGCGGGUGGAUCUGG